Messenger RNA from Amoebophrya sp. A120, 9335 nucleotides. The record is from the annotation of a GenBank genome assembly. Lineage: Eukaryota; Dinophyceae; Syndiniales; Amoebophryaceae.
CGCUAUGUCGCUGUCUUUAGUGUGUGAUUUGUAUAUUUUUCACAAAAAAACUGUUUUGCACCACAAAAGAACUCACAGACUCUUAAUUUUUCUGCACAACUCAACGUGAUAGCACAGCACUACCUGCAAUUAGAAUCAUGGGCGCCGCAAAAUCUCGUCUGAGAAAAAGGAAGACAGAUGCGGUUGCAGCGCCGUCGCCAUGUCCAACGCUGCCCAGCGCGACGAAGCGCGAGCGGUAUGCGGCGUUAACUGCUCUCCCGCUACUUCCUACACCACUGCGACGAAUAUCAAGUUUCCUCUCACCUUUGAAGCGCCGACAAGAGGAAAUAGAACAAAAAAUCAUCGAGCGCAAGAAGCAGGCGCUGGUGCACGAGCUCGCAUUGGCCGACGGGGUUUUCGACAAUAUGGAGGAGCUCGCCUUCGCCGGUGAUAUCCUGAGUAAAAACGUCCCCACACCAUAGUCAAGAUGGGGAAUCGGCUACACAAAUCCACAAGUUUUGGCUGUUUUGCAUGACAAAUUUGGAUUCGUAGUGUAGUGCUGUUUGAGCUAGCUCAGCAGCAUUACAGAUCUAGCAUACCAUGCUGAUUGGAGCAUGACAAAUUGCAAAACACGACUGGAAAAUGCUUCUCAUGGGGCUCCGCAUGAGAAACAUUUUCAGCAGGCAGAUUUGCAUUACAACUAUAGGGUUGCGAAAAGUUGGUUAGCGGCCGGGAGAUGAUGGUGAUGGCACUUCUGUGUCCGCCUGACCUACCCCCCCUGCGUGUCAAGCCAUCUGCGGCCUGGGGCAGAGGGGGGGGCAAAGUGUGCUGCAAUUCCUUUAGCAUUACAACUAUGGGGUGGGGACGUUUUUAAAUAGGAUAGGCGAUCCCGAUAGUCUUACCGGAGAGCAGCGCGCCAUGGACCUUUUGUGCGUAGAAGAAUGGGGGCAGCGCCUGGACAACUGCCGCUAUCGAGUGCAAAUAUGUGUGGAUCUGGAAGAUUGUCGUGUCUAUUUGCAUGACCCCGGAACCUGAUGCCUCACUGCAUGACCUAGCAUCACAGAUUUCUAGAGUGCUUUGCCUUUUCUGCGCGAGAAGUGCGCUGGUCGCGUAAGUAACGCAAACUGGACUCCUCCUGAUGGUCAUGCAACACAAAUUUUUUCAGAAUCCAGAGACAGCAUCACAAGUUGGAAGCUUUCAGACCCAGACAUAUUUGCAAUGCAGACAAAUCUUAAGCUACACGGCACCAGCGCGAAAUCGGCCGCGGAUCUUCUGAAGGAGGAAUUUCACUUUAACCCGAGAUAUGCCUAUUAUCAAAUGCAAAUAUGUCUGGGUCUGGGAGAUUCCGGGAUUUGUCAUGCUAGUCUGGCAUGACUCUGAGCCCUCUACUGCGUGGCCGCGAAUAGCUCCUGCUCCCUUUCAUGCAAAAACGCAGCUUCUCAUGCAGAGUACGCAACUCAGAACCAUGAAAAAAAACUUGCCAUGCUUGGCAGCGCAUUGCAGUGAGCUCACUAUUCCCUUCCUUGCAUCACAAGUUUCCAGACCCAGACCUUUUUGCAUUUGAUACCUACCCAAAAAUAGCAAGACUACUGCCGAAGGGUAUCCGCGGCCACUUUGAAAUUUGUCACGCCCAGUAUGAAGGUACGACCCCCCCCCACAAAAUGGCCACGCUUGGCCAUUUACUUUUUUGGUUCCGAAAGGGGUAUCGCGCUUUUACUUUGCCCAAAGCCAAGCAGUGCUCUUGAAUGCUGGUUCAUAUGGGCCGGGGGCUCUUGAAUGCUGGCCACAAGAAGGAGUCACAUCCAUGAUUACUUGUUACUUAUUAGCAUUACAAAUUUGGGCAAUAGCCACAGCUAGGGCGACAACAGCUGCAGGCGGAGCACUACGCAAGAUGCUGGGCAUUUGUAGUGCCUGUUGGAGGAGUUUCACAGCAGUGGUAUCGUCUGUGAAUGCUGCAAUAAGUGGCAAGCGGGGAAGAUGGUUCAACGCCUUCAUACAAGGCAUACGCAACCAAGCGAAGCCACCACGCUCGUGCCAUGCUCUCCAAUACGGUUGGAAAUGAUUUACUGAGAGGGCGCGCGCACCCUCUGUGUAUAGGCUAUUUGCUUCCAAAAUUUCCGGCGCAUGUUCGUCAAGCGUCGGCCUUUCGCGUCACCAAAUCAGCGACAAAUUAGCGAGCUCAGAAAUGUGGUAAAGGAUGGGCAGGCUUUGGCAGCUAAUUCCCAUGCUAGAGGCCCACCAUCCCUCGUGGGGGGGGGGGGGCGCGUUUUUUUUUUUUUUUGUGUGGGGAUUGCCCCAUAGCAUGGGGGUUACUUGGUGUAAGUUACUGCAUUUUUAGCCUGGCAAAUCGGGCCUGUCGCAUGCAGUCUGGCUCAAAGGAAAUGAGCCAAAAGGGGCCGCUCCUCCUGAUCCAGUUCUCUUACCUUUUGUCCGCGAAGUCGGCAACUUUUUCAUCUCGAAAUGUGCAAAUCUCAAAAAAGCAAAAGGAGUGGCCAUGUUUUGAAGGCUAACCCCGACGUAAUGGGCCUGCUUGCUUCCUCUUAUGAGGGUGAGUACUCCUGUCGGGGAUUGAGUCCUUGGCAUGUAGAUUAGCGAUGGAGACGUGCUGCCGAGAGCCUUUUUUGCCGGCGGGGCUGGAUGGCUAUUUGAGCCCCCAGUCCCGAUUUUAUGAUGCCGAUCCAGGUGUUCCGAAAGACCUCCCAGGUGGUGUCGCUGUUAGUUCUCGUUCUGCCUCGUCACUUUUGGGCCAUAGCUGGCCACGUUUCACAGGCAAAACACCAUUUCAGAUGGUCACUCCCCCUCACGAGUGGGGCUGCCUUUUCCGCCUGGCUAGUUCCGCCCCCGGGGACCUUUCUUCGCACAAAACGCAACGUAAUAGAUGCUGCUGAUUUAAACUCUUAACAGGCCCGGACAAUAAAGCGCGCUACUUGGUAACAUAAAAGCCCAUGCUUUGCCAACCAAAUAAGUAUCGAAGCGAGGUCAUUUGGAGGGGGGGAUGUACUCUCUCAUACGCACGAAGAUACAUUUAUGGAACUCUCAGGAUCGAAAUCGUCAAAGCCGAAACGGUUGGCCAUGCAUAAAAUGGAUGCCAUUUGCAACCCAGUUGCCAAGCAGCGCAUGACAAGUUUGGGUAGAGCCGAGAUCCAGCCUGUGUCUGGCUUGCUGUUUAGGUAAGGAAUACGUCUUUUGUCAUGCAACUUUAGCAGCCCCAAUUCUACCCCUCAACAGCCUUACAAUCUUCCUACCUUGCUUACUCUGCAAGACAGGCACUUGGUGGGUUGCAUUUUAUGCAUAGCAAAUCAUUUCAACUUUACCGAUUUCGAUCCUGACACACCCAUAACGUUCUUUGUUCCUGACACUCCGCGGCUACGGCGCGCUGUCAAGAAGGCCAUUACGGUGGCUGGGUCCCUAUGCGGUGCAGUUGUGUCGGGGUCUGGAAGGGUGCAACUUGUGGUGCUGUCUUUGGAUUCUAGUAAAAUUUGUCUUGCGUGAUCAGGAAGACGGGCCCGGCUGGUGCUAUGCGGAGAGAGCGUGUCUCAUGCGGGAUAGGCAUCAAGGAGGCCGCAGGAAAUCUGUGGUGCUAGAGCGUACAGCACAGAUAUCAUGGAUGAUGCAAAUUGUGCAUGACAGACUUGGGCUCUUCCACACCCAGACAUAGUCGCCGUUGAUAAUCAAAAAGAACCGGGCCGGGUGCAUAUAUGUACUACAAAAUGGUGGAAGAGCUGGAAGGGAUCACCGCGCUCCAUAUCCUGGUCAAAAACCCCAGCCCGAGACAUGUCAUGGUGUAACUCUGCGCCGCCCGCGGAUGCGGCUCCCGGUACAAUUGCAGUUCGCGGCCUUGUCGUGCGUGCCCAAACUGACGAGGGGCUUCAGUCGGUUUUGCUUCGCGACCCAAGAAGCCACGCGCGCGGCAGCGCUAUCGUCGCCGUUCUGCGUUGCCCCCGGGCCGCCCUUUGAGAGCUCUACUGGAGCAGGAAAGCUUGCUUGCGUCUGACAUGGAUUUAGUCGCGCUUUGGUGUGCUACUGUGUCCCUGGCACGGGCGCACCCGGCGCCUCGCACGAGGUCCUGAUCCCUAAUAGCUAGGAGGCUCUCGCGCUUCUUUUGUUGUUACGGGGAUCACGAUCGCGUAGUGGUUGCAGUUAGGCGUGCAUUUGAUGCGCGACUCCAAGAUUCUGGCUUUCUCCUUCGCGAAAGUCGAGAAGCAACGCUUAGGCGGACGACCUGCACAGAACUAGAACAGCAGUCGCCUCUUUACGCUUCUUCUUGGCGCGACCGCGGCGUCUAUAUCGAAGUUUUAGCUUAGGCCAACUGAAGCGAUCGGCGAACGGGGUGGCUUCGUCAAACAGGGGCGCACGUCUUGAGCAACGGGGGCACAAUGACUUGCACUAGGACAACCGCUUGGAAGGACCAGCUGCGCAAGGAGGGACGCAGGGGAAGGUCCGCGCCAGCCAGAUGGGAUGGUAGUGGUACACGACUUGCUGGACGGGGUAGCGCAGCAGUUUUUGCAUUUUGGCUCAACUGUUUUUGAGUGUAUGUAUUUUUAGAUUUAUUCCUUCGUUGCAGAGUCACGAAGGUGUUGGCGCGUUUUGGAGUUUGGAAUCUUUCUGAGGUCUUCACACGCUUACCGAGUCACACGUGUGGCAUCAUGGUAGUUGUCAUGUCCGCACUAUGCCUGGUGCUGGUUCACCAUGUACCUGAGUACGCAUAACGCUGGAACACCACGAGGAGUAGGCGUUACUCGGGAUCGAUCGUCACCGUAGUGCGUCCCAGGUAUCCUCGGUGCAUCCGGCGUUUCACAAUUAAGUAUUAGGAUCUGAUCAAUGGCGACACGUAGGCCGUAAAGGUCGCCCUAGUGGUUGGGGCGGAUAGGGAAAGUUAGUCUGACUCACAAGAUAGGUUCUGGAUUAUUGUGAGUAGCAAAAUUGAGUACGAUAAAUUGGGUGGGUAAGUUUUUGAACAGGAUAAAAGCAGCGGCCACGACCUGCGCACAAGAUUUGCUGCACGCAUGCGUAUCAAAUGUAAAAAUGUCUGAGUCUGGAAGCUUGGCAGGUUUGUCAUGCAUAUUUUGGAAGACUCAUGAUGUCUGUGAUGCAUGCUCUAGCAUGACAGAUUUUUAAAGGCCUUUGCGAUGCCUCUACCGCAUGAGAAAUGCCCUCUCCGGGUAGCACAAACUGGAGUUCUGACGCCGGUCAUGCAAUGCAAAUUUUUUUAUAGAAUCCAGAGACAGCAUCACAAGUUUAGAAUCUUCUAGACCCAGACAUUUUUACAAUUGAUACUGCGGGGCACUAAACAACUCCUACGCCCGUGCCGUACAAGGCCAAGUCACAGACCGCGUGACGCCAUUUGGCAAAGUCUUCGCAAGAGCGCUGAGUAUUGUUACUUUGUGCGCUCUUCUAUUUUUCAUCUUCUCGCGGUCGGGUAGUUAUGCUUUCAUGCGCGCAACAUAAACGAGCGGAGAAGGAUGUCAUGCGUGAAAAAAAAAAAUUACUGCAGGAGUCGAGCUAAGGGCGGCCAUUAUGAGACUGCACCGCCCCCCCUUCUCUUCAAAGUCACCGCCUCGGGCUGUGCACUUCGUCACGAAAAAAUGGAAACCAAGUAUGUAAAGCGCUGCGCUUUUGUUUCUCAAAUAGCGGAAGUAUUAGAUGUUUCGGGGUAUGUUGAUUGGCGCCACCUCAUUGGGGAUGGGCGCAGGAAUGCGACUGAGCUAGCAAUCCGCCCAAGCCCCCAAGUGCGCAGGGUGCUCCUCUUCAUAUUGAGGCAGGACCGCCCCCUACCGCGGUGUCUCGCUUCAAAAGUGAGGCCAGUUUGGGUCUAUCCCUUGGGAUUUAUUGGGCGACGCUCUGCCUCGAGCAUGUCGAUCUCAACGAUUCACCCAUUUUGAGGCCAGAAAGAGCAUGACUUGGAUGAGGGCAAGCCCCGCUUGAUAGCCCACUCUUUGUGCUCCAGGCUUCGCAGCAUGGCCUCGAUUUGCGCGUCCAAAAGUGCGGCUAGUUUGCGAAACUGAUCGCAUUUUUAUCGCCCCCUGCAGGGGCUCCGUGUCGUGCAGUCUAGCGUCAAAAAUUGCAUUGACGUUUCUGCAUCUCCGCCUCACCUCAGGUGGCAACGCCUCUUCCAAAGCGGCAUCGUCCACUGCCUUCCUUUUUUUGGCCUCAUUUCUGAAGUCGUUGACCCCAUGCCUUCGACGAGGCCGCAAAACUUCAGUAUUUGGCGAGCAUUUCCUGAACAUCAAUGGAACUGAACAGUCCACAGGCAGAAUCAGACCGAGAAACUAAAUGUCGUCUGCCUCUGCGUGAUGUACGGGUAAUCUUUUGUGGGGUGACGAAAGGAAGCAACGUUUUGCCCGUUGGUUGGUAAACAUUGCCAGGGCCACCAGGUGGCUCGAUGGAAACUGCAUGUGAAUGCGGCACAAAAAAAAACAGCGCGCAUCGACAGUAUGUGCUAGGCAAAAGAAGCAGAAUUUGACCACCGAAGGAUGCGGAACGUGGUGCCUAACAGAUACGGUAGUAUUGCUCGAGGUGGUGACUUCGCGGGGGAGGCGGGUGGUGCAGUUCCAUAGCAGUGACGCGGAGUCUAUCCUGGGCAAAGACAAACCACCCCAUAGUUGUCUUUUGCCGAAACAUCUGUAAUGCGCAUCCGCAUAAGAGGGAUUUGUAUUCGGAUUCUGGGACUUGUAAUGCUUUCAACAGGAUAGACAAGCAUCUUUAUGAUGCGGCUGUUCAUGCUAACCAGGGCGGCGCUGCAGGUAGAAACUUGUCAUGCACAUCAUCCAAAAGUUAAAGCAAAGGCUUCUUGUGUUGCAGAUUUUGAUUUACUAUCGGGUGGGGAUCUUUUUGCUCAGGAUAUACCAAACACAAGAGGUGGUUCGGGAGGCGUUUGCUGUCGAAGUUGCUCAGGUCCACGGCCCACCUGUCUACAGAGAUGUCCCAGCUGUCUCCAGAGGUGCAGGGCACUGCCUUACUUGUGGCGCUUUGGGUAUCGGAAAAAAAGCCAGGGCCGCCCCAUCUUCCUCCGUAAAUAAUUGCACCGCGCGCCGUGGUGGUGACAAAAUAAACGAGCCGUCUUGCAGCUUUGCCUCUCGGGGCACAGGAGUCCGCUUGGCUUUCUAGCACACGAGCGGAGGGCCUCCGCUCGAUGCCGUCCUAGACCGCCCCUGGGAUUUCUGUGCCCAGCUGCCUGGGGCAUUUCUCCGCCCACAGCGAGUUCUUUAGUUGCUCAACACAACGAUAAAGCGCGACGGCUUCUUCGCCAGGUGAAGUUGUUGCGUCGCUUUUCACGUGCUUGCCUGCACAGUUUUGCUGAAUCCGUCACGCGACAGGCUCGACCAGACGAGUCUCUUUGCUCUUCGGACAGUGCAACUUACUCUAUGGGAUGCGCUUGCCCGUCUAGGAUUUUGUUUUUGGCCUACUCGGCCGUUCUCGCUUUUGCUUCGGGGUCUGCUCGCUUUGCUGCGAGCGGGUGCGUGGUUUGUUUAGUGCUUCACGAACACGUCUGUUCGUUCCGGCGUCGCUUUGCGAAGGACGGCGGCAGCCCUUUGGGUUGUAGAUUGUUUCACGUUGUUGUGAAAGACCUCAUGGGAAGAAAGAUCGACUUGCGGUCUUCGCUGGCAUGGAAUGUCGUUAAAGAGUACCCUUGCAGUUGGAGUCACGAUUUGCAUCGACAAUGCUGUUGCAGUGCUUGUACUUGUUUUAGGUCGUGCUAUGUACAUUAUAUAUUUUCUCUUGACACUGUCUAGCUUAGCACCUCCUGCUCCGCUACAACAAUUUAAAAAUUUUGAUAGUAAUUGAUGACCCCAACAGAGAUGCGCGUUUUGUAAUAUUGUCUUUGGCGCUUCAGUUUCGUUUGCCAAUUCCUGCUGCAUACAACACAUGAGUAGUGUCACAAAAUAUUGAGCAGAACAAGGGCUCCCUCUGUAAGCUUGAACGAACAGUCAAGGUCGCAUGUUAGCUUCUUGUCCUAGAAGAUGUGCCUUAGGCAUUGCUCUCGCUGACGACUUCGCUUCAGCUCUACUGUUGGCUACCGCUGAAGACUUCGCUUCAGCUCUCCCUUAAGUAGUCAGACCGUGCCUGUGACACGUAUCGUCGUGUGGUCCCGUUGCUCAUAUCCUGUGUAGGUGCAAUGAAGUCGAAGUGCACCCAUCAAAACUUUUUGAGAUACUGCCUUGAACCGUCUGACCCCGUCUAACGGUUCUGCGCCGUUCGUUUCGCGGCUUCGCUGAGUCUACACCAUUUUUCUUUGCUGUGCACAUCGAAAUCUAAGGUAACAUCGCUAUAUUUCUUACUUGCCAGCAGUGCAAUUAUUUUCGGACGUGGUACUAGGGCGCGCCUUUCAUGAGGAUACUCCGAGAUGCGAACGGAUAUCAUUAGCAAAAACCUCUCCGCCACAGAGUCAAGAUAGCAAAUCUGCUAGACAAAUCAGCCAGCUUUGGGUGUUCUGCAUGACAGGUUUGGUCUCGUAGUGUCAUCCUCUUUAGCUAUUUUAGCAGCAUCAAAGAUCUAGCAUGUCAUGCCGAUUGGAGUAUCGCAAAUUCCAAAACGCAAGGAAAUCACUCUUCUCGUGGGGCUCCGCCCGAGAAGUUUUGGAAGCAUCAUGCAGAUUUGUAGGACAAAUUUGGGGUGGGGACGUUUUUACAUAGGAUAGCGAAAGGCUUACCGUACUGUCAAUACGAGGAGAGUAUUAGUGCGGCGCAGAACGACGAGGGUAAGUAUUGGUGCGUAUAGUGUUCUUUGUUGGCAUGCCAUGCGAUGGAACAUGCGUCCACUGACGAUUAGGACUAACUUUUAUUAAAAAUAGAACAACAUCAAAUCUACUCCCAGGUGCACAGGCUGAACCACUACUGGGGAUUGGCGUAAUCCCUCCGAUGGAGGACGAGGAGGACUCGUUCCUGGCCCCGCAAGAACGUGAACCGUCGCUGUCAUCCAUCGAGGAUGACGACGACGAUGAUGACGACCACGACGUCAACAAGCCGAGCGACGAGCAGGAGGUGGAGAGCAGGGAGGAAAAAGCCAACCUCGAGGACGUGCAGGUGGAGUUAGACCUGCGGUUCCGUUGUGCGCAGGUGGUCAUUCCGACUAUGCCGCGACCGGUGUUCACGCCGCUGACCCGGGUGAUGUUGCAGCGGACUCCGCUGACCAUUCCGGUGCGCACUCUCCAGCUGCCACCGCUCCAGCCCAUUCGGCUGGUUCCUGUGUCGCUGCUGAUCCCAAAACGACAGGACAAUCAUACGAAUGGAAACACAGCCGUGUAAAAAGUUUCUACAGAAAACUUCAAUUUGAUUUUACAUUGCAACAUAAAAAAUUUCUACAAACAUUUUUGGCACAAGAUCGAGUUUUUUGAAGAAAAUCAGUGACAGGAAGUC